CGCCGUGGAAAGAAACACCAAAUCUCGUUAGUGUUUUUUUUUCUUUUGGUUUUCUGUUUUUGGCAAACCUUAUGAUGCACUCGAAUUUGAAUGCAGUGCCAGCGCCGUGCAAUUUAGGAUGGCGAAAAUAGAUUCUGAAACUGUUUGCAUCCGUCGAUUAACUAAGUAGUGAGCUUGAUAUGCGCAACGCUAGAAUAGAAGGGUAGUGAAUCAUUUUUCGUCUACCACACAGAAGAAUUGUCAUAGAAUAUUUCGUGCAGAAGACUAGAAACAGCCUCAUCCAAAGGAGGAAAAGUUGCCGCCAUUGUCGGGGAUGGAUUUCCUGUUGGGCGGUUGUGCGGCGACUUGCGCCGGUGUUUUCAGUAACCCUUUCGAUGUGAUCAAAACUCGGCAGCAACUACAAGGCGAACUGAUGGAUGCUUGCGAACGUCAGAAAAAUCCCUACCGAUCAGUCACGAAAUCGAUCCAAUCGAUUCUGAAAGCCGAGGGAUUGGCGGGUCUCCAGAAAGGGUUGGUGUCGGCGUUGGCUUUUCAGUUCACCAUGAACAGCGUUCGGCUGGGGAUCUAUCAGACCGCCGAGAAUUACGAGUGGACCCGUGGCGACACCAAAUUCGGCACAGUGCUUUAUUCCAUCUUUUGGGGCGGCUUAAGUGGAGUGGUAGGCGCAACGAUAGCCUGUCCACUGUACAUGAUCAAAACCCAGAUACAGGCCACCUCGCACGGAAAGUACGCCGUCGGCUUUCAGCACAACCACGCCGGUACAAUCGAUGCCCUGGCAGGCAUUUACAGGACGUACGGAAUCAAGGGACUGUGGCGAGGAUAUCCAGGAAUCGUGACACGUACUGCUGUUGGUUCGUCCGCGCAGUUAGCAACGUUCUCCACAUUCAAGGAUUUGUUCGUGCAGUUUGAGUUCUUCCGGGAAUCGGUAGCAAUUACGGCAUUUGCGGCCAGCAUGUUUAGUGGAUUUUUCUGCUGCUUCUUCAUGUCGCCGUUCGAUGUUAUCGCAACCAGGCUGUUUAAUCAAGGAGUGGACAGCAACGGCAAGGGCCUGUUGUAUAGCAGCGUGUGGGAUUGCUUCAAGAAAACCCUGCACGCGGAAGGACUCCACGGGCUGUAUAAAGGAUUUGUACCCAACUAUUGGCGCAUCGCUCCGCACACCAUCCUGAACCUUACCUUCUGGGAUCAGUUCAAAAGCUGGAAGGAUCUGUAUUACUAAGUGGGUAAAGUCAAUCAUUGCGAAUUUGUCUCCAUAGAGAAUAGGAUUGUAGAAGGAAACCGAUGUUUCGACAAAGUGAUAUUGUACUUAAUUUAUUGAAGCAUAAGUAGGCUUAACUUGUUAAAGCAUAAAUAGGCACUUAAGGAAACACCGAUGCAAUGCGAAAUUGUUCAUUAAAACGAAUGAUCGAAGAA
Toxorhynchites rutilus septentrionalis is the source of this 1410-nucleotide messenger RNA. RefSeq names its product solute carrier family 25 member 35-like. Lineage: Eukaryota; Metazoa; Arthropoda; Insecta; Diptera; Culicidae. Bases 314 to 1216 code for a protein of 300 amino acids. The transcript is spliced from 3 exons. The record is from RefSeq and is a predicted model, not a curated record.